AUGAGUGUCGCUGUGGUUGACUUUGGCUCAUUUGCCUUGGGUGAAGCUGCACCUUCAGCCCAUGAAAUGAAACGAUUAUCCAUGGAGAUCGGACGGACAUUCAGUGAACUUGGAUUUGUGUACCUCAAAAACACUGGCAUCAAAGAUGAGCAAUCACUCCGACCUGGCGGUCGGGGCGCGGAUGCCUUUAGCGAGUGGCCACACCUGUGCUUUUCCAAGCCCGUACAGGUCGGGAGGGAAGUGGGGUGGGAAAAGGGAGAGAGGAGCGAAAGGGGAUGGGGAGAGGAUCCACUCCCACCCCCUCACCCCUCACGUUCCUCCCCCUCUCCUUUCCUCUCCCAUCGCCUCUCGCUGCCCCCCCCCCCCCCUUUUAUCCCAUCCCUCCCUCGCUCUCCCCAUCACCUCCUCCCCCUCUUUCCCUCCUCCUAUUCCCCGACCAUCCGUCUCGCUCCCUCCCCGACCUCGCCCAGCGGUAUACACUGGCUUGGGAAAGCACAGGUGCGGCCGCUCGCCAAAGGCAUCCGCGCCCCGACCCCCACACAACAUGAAGACUCUUCUGCUCUCGGACUCGUCUUCCUCGGUCUCGCCGCGGUUAGCUGCUACCAGCUUCUGUGCUUGGCCAACCCGGUUCUGAGUGACGCGGACUGUCAUGGUUCCUAUCCGGGAAUGAUUAAUGACAACAUGAUGUGGCUCGGCUACUUGGAGGAAGGCCGCCACCGCUGCCAGAUACAGACCCCCUCCCUUUCCCGCUCCCCUCCCGCACCUACACACCUCUCCCCGUCUCUCCGCCUCCGGACCCUACAGGUUGAUUCUUUGUGUAAGGUGGACCAGUGGUGUGUAACGGAGUGCUUCAAGGAGUGGGAUCAUGGGGAUACGGGUGUGCGGUGAGGGACCAUCCCGGCUUCUACACUCGCGUCUGCAGCUGCGUCUCCUGGAUCGACAGCACGACAUCGAGGCAAACUGAGCCCGUUCCCGAUGGCAGCGCCAGGUCUCCGCCUUUCACUCUCUGUACAACUGGGAAACUAUCAAUAAAAUGGUUGCAAUGA
Leucoraja erinaceus (little skate) is the source of this 1046-nucleotide messenger RNA. RefSeq lists its product as uncharacterized. The transcript has 4 exons. The record is from RefSeq and is a predicted model, not a curated record. NCBI's taxonomy places the organism in Eukaryota, Metazoa, Chordata, Chondrichthyes, Rajiformes, Rajidae. Bases 1 to 888 code for a protein of 295 amino acids.